Messenger RNA from Mercenaria mercenaria, 7166 nucleotides. RefSeq lists its product as uncharacterized. The transcript is spliced from 35 exons. Gene Ontology annotation, molecular function: protein tyrosine phosphatase activity. NCBI's taxonomy places the organism in Eukaryota, Metazoa, Mollusca, Bivalvia, Venerida, Veneridae. Gene Ontology annotation, biological process: protein dephosphorylation. The record is from RefSeq and is a predicted model, not a curated record. The coding region runs from base 300 to 4928 and encodes 1542 amino acids.
AAAAUUUUAUGAGUUUUAUACUUUUAUGGCUACUUUAAUCUACUUAAGACAGUGUGUCAGUAUAAAUAUAUUUAUCUUUGAGACUCGCUCUUAUUCAGUUUAGUUUAUUGCCAUAUGAGAAAGAACCAAUAUUUCAUCUAGUUAUUGCAGGCAUAUGAUAUAGGUCGAGUAGAAAACAUUAGUAAAAGUGGAUGAAGAUAUCUGUUUUCUUAAUGCGCAUCUGCUAGUUUUAUUCUUAACUUAUUUUAUAACAAUCGGAUAUACAAUUUGGCUUUUUGAUUUCUGAUUGGAAUUGCUAAAUGGAGAUGAACAUACACUUAUUUAUUCUGGUCGCUCUCAGUGACAUUUGUCUGAAAUGUGCCGAGGCUGAUUGCAACAAUGUCUUUCCUGUUACACCAACAUUUAUGGACUGUCGGUACAGAUGCCACUGUAAGAAUGAUGAGCAAUGUGAUCAACAGACUGGUAGCUGUUCAAGUGGAUGUGAAUUUGGAUGGAUGGGACCCGGAUGUCAAUACCGUAACGUUGCAAAACACCAAAAAACAGUCAAGGUGAUUGGAAACGCAGGUAUACAAGCUGAAUAUGCAGUGAGUGCGGUCGAUGGUGACAUUCAAACAUGUUGCAAGUCAGAACCUAGUCAUACUGCAGGUUUACAGUGGUGGAGAAUCGAAUGGGACAGAGAAUUCCUUGUGAAAGGUCUCGUUCUAAAACUUCCAUCAGACAAUCUUGACGCGUUUAGGAAUUUUCUGGUCGAGACAGGAACUGGACCUACGAACUCAGACUAUGGAACACUAUGUUAUCAGCAUGCGGAUUCUCCGGGUUCUGUUGAAAUGGAGAUAAUGUGCCAGCAGUCCGUGAGAACAAGACAUCUCAGAGUGAUAUUAGCUAUUCCUGAUGUACCUAUAAGAUUGUGUGAGGUUGAGGUUUAUGGAGGAAGACAGACAUCAUUCAAUAUGGAAACUGAUCAGUCCUCAACCUACCAGCAAUUUCAUUCUUUCCGAAGUGUAGAUGGACAUGAUCUUUCGCAGUAUUCUGGAAGUAACCUUGAAUCAGCUACAAGCAGAACGUGCUCGGCUACUAAUGGCGGUGAAAUGAAUCCCUGGUGGUAUGUAAAUCUAGGGGAAGUCUUCGACAUUGAAGAUAUCUACUUUUUUGGAAGACAAGAUAAAGAGGAACAAUUUCGAAAUUACACUUUAUCAGUUGGAAAUUCAUCAGAUAUAACCAAAGAUGUAUAUCAAGAUGAUGGAGUUGGAACUGCAGCUAGUACUUAUCAGCCUAAAGAAACACAGUUUCAGAAUAUUGAAAGAGGUCAAUUUUUGAAAGUUGAAAGAAGAUUGAACAGAUAUGCUUUAAUAACUAUAUGCGAAGUUCUCGCGUUUGCGGAUUGUCCUGCAAAUGAAUGUGGAUGGCAUUGUUCCUUACCGUGCUAUUGUCAAGGUGAAGUAACUGGAAAUAUGAAAAUCGAGGGUUUGUGUCCUUACGGUUGUCUUUAUGGAUGGACUGGAAAUGAUGGAAAAUGUGAUACAGGAUGUUGGGGAGAUGAAUGCGAGCAUGAAUGUGGUAAUUGUUUAGAGCAACCAUGUAACAUAGGCAACGGAGAAUGUUCUAGUGGAUGUAACGGACCAUGGUAUCCACCUCUUUGUACUCUAGGAUGUUGGGGAGAUGAAUGCGAGCAUGAAUGUGGUAAUUGUUUAGAGCAACCAUGUAACAUAGGCAACGGAGAAUGUUCUAGUGGAUGUAACGGACCAUGGUAUCCACCUCUUUGUACUCUAGGUUGUGACAAUUACACAUAUGGUAUAAACUGUUCCAACCAUUGUGGAAACUGUAGAAAUGGCGUCCGAUGUGAUAUUAUUACUGGCAUUUGCCCGGACGGAUGUGAUGAUGGCUGGUAUCUCGAUAAUUGCACAUUCGUUUGUGAAAUCGGGACGUACGGCUAUAACUGUUCUGAAAAAUGUGGAAAUUGUAAUCUCUCGCUGACCUGCAACCACGUCAAUGGUCAUUGCGAAAAUGGAUGCGAAGCCGGCUAUAGAGGGAAUCUGUGUAAAAAAGAGUGCGAAAAUGGAACAUACGGGUUAAAUUGUUCAGGAAAAUGUGGGGUUUGCUUUGGAGAGGUAACAUGUAAUCACGUCACUGGACAUUGUCCUGAUGGCUGUGCAGCGGGCUUUAUUGGGAAUCUUUGUACAGAUGUCUGUACAAACGGAACGUAUGGUACCAACUGUACAAGCGAAUGCGGUUUUUGCCUAAACAACUCAUCCUGUAACAACGUCAAUGGUUGGUGUGAAAAUGGUUGCCAAGAUGGCUGGAAAGGGAAUCUUUGUGUUGAUGUAUGUCAAAAUGGAACAUAUGGGUUUAAUUGCUCGAAUGAUUGUGGAAAUUGUCUCGGGUCAGUUGUAUGCAAUCAUGUUACUGGAUAUUGUGAACAGGGAUGUGAGUCGGGAUAUACCGGACAUUUUUGUAUAGAAGGAUGCGAAAUCGGCACUUACGGACUCAACUGUUCAGGCCAAUGUGGAAACUGCCUUAGACAAGGUACAUGCGAUCGCGUUACUGGACAUUGUAAUGAAGGUUGUAGGCCAGGUUACCAUGGAAUUAUGUGUACAGACGAAUGCAGUAGCGGAUCGUACGGUCUGAAUUGCUCUAACGAGUGUGGCAAUUGUCUAAACAAUGCAACUUGUGACCAUGUAAAUGGAAUAUGCGAGAACGGUUGUCAAGAAGGAUGGAAGGGUGAAAUCUGUGUUGAAGGUUGUGACACCGGCACAUAUGGACUAGGUUGCUCACAGAUUUGUGGAAACUGCAAAACUUCAACCUGUACACACACAACGGGAACAUGUCCAUUAGGAUGUUUGGAUGGUUUUGAGGGCGACCUUUGUAUUUCUGAAGUGUUAGAGCCCCCAGUAGGAACUAUCGUUGGCUCAGUCGCUGGAGUGAUAAUUGCCUUAGCGGUAGGAGUAGCUGCACUUUUGAUAUUUAAACGGCGGCGAAGGAGGCAAUCAAAGAAGAAAGACAGCAGUGAAAACAAUACUUGUUCAGAUCCCCAAGUGUUAUGGGCUAGAGAAUGCUCACAAAAAGAGACUCCACAACAAGUGACGUUAUCUAACACCACUGCCGAGACAAAGGGAUCAAAAAGACAUUUAGAGCCAAUAUAUUGUAACAAUCAAAAGGAGGACAGUGCUAUUCCAAUAUCACAACUACGAAGUAUUUGCAUUACUUCCAAAAGGGAUCCUACAACUUGCUAUUCAGAAUUUAAGACCUUGCCGUAUGGCUUGCAACACGAUGCCUCAGAAGCAAAGGACAUACGACACAGAUCGAAAAAUAGAUACAAGGACAUGUAUCCAUACAAUGCUAACAGAGUUCUUUUGCCGGAAAUCCCAGGUACAGAGGGAUCAACCUACAUCAAUGCAAGCCGUAUAGAUGGAUACCAAUCUCCUGGGAAAUAUAUUGCCGCACAGGGCGCCCUAGGAACUACAGUUCAUGAUAUAUGGAGGAUGGUAUGGUCAGAGGGGAUUACUGUCAUAGUUAUGCUUACCAGAUGCUACGAAUUAGGCCGGAUGAAAUGCUUCCAGUACUGGUCAGAUGAAGGGCAAUUUGAGCAUGGUGACAUUAGAAUCAACAUCACAUCAGUCGAAAAAUAUUCUGAUUUUGAAAUCAGGACAUUUGUCUGUUCCAAGCAGACAGAUUCCCUGGAACGACGGACGGUGUUGCAAUACCACUACACAGCUUGGCCAGACAAAGACGUUCCAGAUACAGCUUUGUCGCUUGCACAGUUCUGGCACACGGUAAGGAAGAAUGACAUUGCAAAGAAUACACCUUGGCUAAUUCACUGCAGUGCGGGUGUAGGGCGAACUGGGACAUUCAUUGCCCUAGACUACCUUUAUGAUCAAGGAAUGUCUGAAGGAAAAGUUGAUGUUAAAGGGGUUGUUUACAGCCUGCGAGAACAGCGUCUGAAUAUGGUGCAAAUGAAGGAGCAGUAUCUGUACCUACAUGAAGUUACAGCAGAGGCUCUUGAUCCGAUUGGAUCUGUCUGUGAGACUGACCAGUUCAGUGCAAUUUAUCAGAAGCAAAUGAAUAACAGAGAAACAGUUGAGGAGACUUUAUUUGACGAGUACAAGAAAUUGUGCGAGACCACGGAGACGGAUAAUGAAUCUGAAGCGGAAAUUGUGUACAGCAACAUCACGGACAGAGAUAUGAAAGACGCUCAACGGACAGAAAAUGUUCAUAAAUCAAGAAAUCUUGAUAUAAUUCCAGCGGAUAAUCAUCGACCAAGACUGAGUAUGACUGUUGACGGUAGAAAUGAUUUCAUAAAUGCCGUUUUUGUGCCAACUUUUAGACAGCGAGAUCGUAUGAUCUUAACACAGUUGCCAGCUGAGGAUACAGUUGUUGAUUUCAUAAGAAUGAUGUGGGAAUUUGAUGUCAAAACAGUUGUGUUGCUAGAAAAUGACGCAUCUGAGGACGUGAAAUACUGGACAACGCAAAAGAACAUAAAGUCAGUUGGACCAUUCAAAAUGGAACUUAUAAAUGAAGCGAGAGAAGAUGUCUACGUUUUGAGAACAAUUCGUUAUGCAUAUGAAGGAAAGACUGAGGAAAAGGUUGUUAAGCAGUUCCACUUUACAGCAUGGCCAAAAGAUAGUGCUACACCUAUCAACACAGAGUCCAUCUUACACAUGAUUACCGACAUCGAAAACGUAAUCGAGGACGCAUCCUCUCCCUUGGUCGUACAAUGCCAUGACGGUGCUAAGAAGAGCGGGCUCCUGUGUGUACUGUGCUGUGUGUUGGAGAGGAUGAAAACAGACAGGGAGGUUGCCAUUGCAGAAACUGUAAGGCUGGUCAGACUGAGGCGGAAGCAAGCCAUCGACAACUUUGACCAGUAUCUAUUCUGCUAUAACACCAUUCAGCACUACCUUGAGAGUCACAGUGUUUAUGCAAAUGUAUUGUAAGGAUCGGACAUUAUGACCCUGUUAAUUGGCUCUGUUACAUGGUAUUUUGGAGUGACCUAAGACAUAGACUUAAUAUGAAAUAUAUCACAUUUCACAUUAGUUCAAGCUGACAUGGCUUUAUAUAUUACCGAGUCUAGAAUUAGUAUAAUUUAUUUCGUUUGAAGUUGAAAAAUAAAAUGAUCAUGUGAGUUUUAUUCAGAAGAGAAAUAAGAACAGUGUUGUCAUAAAAUUCAUAUACAUGAACAAUAAUGGCGUUCUGGUACUUCGUACAUUAUAUAACUUUUAUAAAGAUAUACACUGUAAGUGUAGAUCUCUGUAGUUGAUAAGGAAAUCUAUUAAAUGUAAAUUUAUGACAGAAUUCUACUGGAGCUGAUGCUGCAGAAUAAAAGUUCAAUGUUUGUAAAGCAUAUUACUGUGACGUGGGGCGUUAAGGAAAUAUAACUGUUACCAUUCGUUACCGUUAAAAACUUGAUAAAACUUUAUUAUUUCAUGUGAAGAGAUUUUAUCAUCUUAAGUGAAAUAAAUUGUAAACAUUAAUUUUUAUCAUAUGUGAAUGAUUCGACCAAUCAGCGCCAUGUAAGUGUCAUUUUUAUUCUAUUCAUGUUCCUUAUGUCUUUCCUAGAAUAUAACGUUACAAAAUACGUAACCCCAUUCCCCCACCAAAAAAUAGUACGAUAUUAAACAGGUGUCAUUUUGUGUCAUCUAUUCAUGAUGUAUGCAAAACAAACAAAAUGAUUAUAUAAUUUCAUAAAAAGCCUUUACUUAAAUACUUAUUUACUUAACCUUCUUGCGUGUAAGAGUAAGAUGUUUCAUCGAAAUUUAAACCAAAAAAAAGUAUUUGAUGUAGCUGUCCUUGUAAAAACACCCGCGAUAUUUAUUUAUAAGUAGACUUUUUUGAAAAGAUAACUUCUAUUAAUGUUUUAGAUUGUUGAUAUUCCUGCAUGUCAGGAAGGUGUUUUUUGUCAAGAAAUUUUGCCGGUGCUAGAAAAACUCACCGGGUUGUAAAAUGGCUCACGUGUUGCAAUUUAUGAAUGUACGCAUAAAUUCAUAAGUAAGUUUGCAAGAUAGUUCUCAAAAGAAAAGCGUUUUUUUUUCAUUUCUUUUUAUCAAAUACAGAAUACUGUAUACAAAACAGUAUCGGUCUUUAUUUGAAGAUGCAGAUGGAAAUAUCUGGCUCUCGGGUAAUUGUUUUGUAAUAACUCGGUAGAGCCUCGUUCCGACCUUAACAACCACCCUCGCGACAGAUACAUGUAUUUCCAUCCGUACUUUCAACCAGCGAUAGAGCCAUACAAAUUAUUCAGAAAGAUGUUGUAUGUAUGAAGGUAGUUUAGUUUGUGUGUGUGCUAGUGGGCGUUACACAUUUUAUUACCGCUUGUGAACAGACUCGAUGAAAAGGAGUCUGCAAUUAUUGUAUGCUUAUAAAAGAUCUUUCACAAAUUUGAUUUAUAUUGUUAAUAAUUUGUGGAUUAUGUACUCCUUAAAAAUUUUUAUAAAUCAAUCACCUUUCAGUAUAUUUAAAUAUAAAUUAAACUCAAAUACUGUUUUUGAGGUUGUGACAUAGUAAGUGUCCUUUUGAACUGUUUCAAAUGGUUUGAUUGUUUUUUUCAGAUCUGUCUUUGUUUGCAUAUUUAAAAAUGCAUAUAUUCUGAUAAAGAAUAUUCCAGUUUUUUUAACAGAUAUGCAACAUCAUGCCUGUGUUCCAGUAUGCCAAAGUAUAUCUCAUUAAGUUAUGAUUUUUUCCUGUGUAUUCGGAAUAUUUUUGUUAUAUUGUUAUACACUAAUAUCUCAAUCAUUUAGCAUAAAAACUUUUUAUCAUACAUCCAAUGAGCUUUAGCAUUUUAGAAUGUUGCAGUUAUUUUCAAAACAUACGAGGGUUAAUGAUGAUUGAGUGGGAACUGUGGCCACUUAAUUGUUUUAUUGUGCUUUUUUUCAUUUUAUUCCAGUAUUUGCUAAAUUUCUUUUGAUGGACUUUCAAGGAAACAUUCUACAUUAACUUAAAGUUUAUUCUAUCUCGAGCUACAAACAUCUGUUUGACAGAAAAGAAUAAAAAAUAAAACAAACAUAUACUCUUUUGAGGAUGUAGUUCAUUUUGUUUCGUCAUGCAUUCACUUAAGUGCUUCGUAAUAUUUUAUUAACAGACAAUGCUGUCAUUUUCUUGGAUUGCGUGCCAUGCUUCUGCUUAAUUGUUUUUGUGUAACAUUUCAAGAUUCAAUAAAUAAAUUUGUGCAACAACAUGAA